AUGAUAAUAUUAAUUAUAUCCAUAGUGACUUGCCUAUAGAUAAAUAUGACAAAUCUAUAAGAUAAUUAUUAUAGUUUGCCAAUAUAAGCAAAUAAUAUAACUUAUAAUCUAGUAGUAGAUACUGGAAUUGCAGAAACAUGGAUAUUUGGUAAGAAUUCCAAUAGAAAAAAAUAUUAUGAAUGUUAAAAGUGUAUACCUAAAAAUAUAGAAAUAUAGGAGUAUGCAUAAGGUAAAAUUUCAGGAGUUGAAUAUAAUCAAAAAAUUAAAAUAAUGAAUUAAUCUCUAUAUUUGAAUAUAAUUGAGACAACAAAAGUGGAACAUUUCAAAUUAAUAAUUGCUGAUGGUGCUAUUGGAUUCAGUAAAUUAUAAUUGUCAAAAGAAAAAAACUUAUUGAAGAAUUUGUAUGAUUUAAAAGUAAUUGAUGAGAUUUAAUUUGGGCUUUUAUUAAAUGAAUAAAAUUGUUAAUCUACAUCUAUUCUAAUACUUGGGAAACCAAUAAAAAAUUACUAUAUCAAUGAAUUAUAUUAUGUAAAAACACUUGAUUCUUCUUUAUGGAUGAUAUAAGGUAAAUCAGUAGAAAUAGUUGGCAAAAAUAAUAAAUUAGAAUUAGAAUCAUCUUCAUAAAUUAUUGUAUUUGAUAGUGGAUUAUCCAAAAUUUUGAUAUCAAAAUAUAAAUUUAAUAAACUUAUUGAUAUAUUAAAUGAGAAUUACAAUUUGAAUUGUUAUUAGGAAACAUCAUAUCAAAUAAAUUAAAUUAUAUGCUCUUAUAAUGAAUAAUAAUAUCCUGAAGUGAAUAUUAAUAUUGAUACUAAUUUUAGUUUAACACUCUUACCUUAAGAUUAUAUUGAAUAUUGUUAUUACAAUUACUUUUUAUAACAUAAGUGUUUAUUAAAUUUUUAAUAAAUUGAUCAUACAGAUGUACUUGUUUUAGGUAUUGUUUUUUUAUAGAAAUAUUAUAUACAUUAUGAUAUUACUAAGUUGUAAAUUGGAAUUGCAUAAUCUAUUUAUUAUUGUAAGAUAUAAUAUAAUUUUAGAAAGACAUAAUCAAUUUAAAUACAAUUCUAAUAAUAGUAUGUUAUACUUUUCACUCAUUUUAGUAUUAGCAUUAUUAAUAGCAAUUUAUAUUUUAUUAAGAAUGCUUUUAAAAAAAUCAAUACAUUUAUACUUAUCUGUAUUAGAGAAAUCAUCUUCAAGAUCAUAAGAACAAGAAAUGGAGGCAAUCACAUUAAAAACUCAAUCAAACAAUUAACCACCUUUAUCAUCAUGA
Paramecium pentaurelia is the source of this 1267-nucleotide messenger RNA. NCBI's taxonomy places the organism in Eukaryota, Ciliophora, Oligohymenophorea, Peniculida, Parameciidae. The record is from the annotation of a GenBank genome assembly.